Sciurus carolinensis (gray squirrel) is the source of this 1588-nucleotide messenger RNA. It is a transcript of the gene Homer3, whose product is annotated as homer scaffold protein 3. The transcript is spliced from 10 exons. NCBI's taxonomy places the organism in Eukaryota, Metazoa, Chordata, Mammalia, Rodentia, Sciuridae. Gene Ontology annotation, cellular component: postsynaptic density; dendrite; plasma membrane. Gene Ontology annotation, molecular function: G protein-coupled glutamate receptor binding. Gene Ontology annotation, biological process: G protein-coupled glutamate receptor signaling pathway; regulation of store-operated calcium entry. Bases 268 to 1347 code for a protein of 359 amino acids. The record is from RefSeq and is a predicted model, not a curated record.
CGCGAUGGGACCGGAGGCGGCGCGGGCGGCGGCGGCGGCGGCGGCGCAGACAAAGGCGCGGGCGGCGCGGAGGGCGGCGCGGAGGGCGCGGGCCCGGGAGCCAGGGAGUGAGCGGGGCGCCGGGCUGCGCCGAGUCAGCGCCGCCACGGGGGCCGCACCCGACGCGCGCCCGAACACUGGCGGGCGCCGACCCAGCAGGGGGCCAAGCCAGCCACUCUUGCCACCCCUCUGGCUGCUCCUUGGAGCCCACCCAACCCAGCCUGACCAAUGUCCACAGCCAGGGAGCAGCCAAUCUUCAGUACACGGGCACACGUGUUCCAGAUUGACCCGACAACCAAGAGGAACUGGAUCCCUGCGGGCAAGCAUGCACUUACCGUCUCCUAUUUCUACGAUGCCACCCGCAAUGUCUACCGAAUCAUCAGCAUUGGGGGCGCUAAGGCCAUCAUCAACAGUACCGUUACCCCCAACAUGACCUUUACCAAAACCUCUCAGAAAUUUGGGCAGUGGGCGGACAGUCGUGCCAACACAGUCUACGGCCUUGGCUUUGCCUCUGAACAGCAUCUGACUCAGUUUGCUGAGAAGUUCCAGGAAGUGAAGGAAGCAGCGAGGUUGGCUCGGGAGAAAUCUCAGGAUGGAGGAGAGCUUACCAGCCCUGCCCUGGGGCUUGUCUCCCACCAGGUGCCCCCAAGCCCUCUCGUCAGCGCCAAUGGCCCCGGCGAAGAGAAACUGUUCCGCAGCCAGAGCGCUGACGCCCCGGGCCCCACGGAGCGGGAGCGGCUAAAGAAGAUGCUGUCGGAGGGCUCCGUGGGCGAGGUGCAGUGGGAGGCCGAGUUCUUCGCACUGCAGGACAGCAACAAUAAACUGGCAGGUGCCCUGCGAGAGGCAAACGCCGCUGCAGCACAGUGGAGGCAGCAGCUGGAGGCCCAGCGUGCAGAGGCUGAGCGGCUGCGGCAGCGGGUGGCUGAGCUGGAAGCCCAGGCAGCUGCAGAGACAGCUCCGGUCAUCGAGAAGGAGGUGCCCAGUCAGUCACUGGAGCAGCUGGAAGCCCUAGUGCAAACCAAGGACCAGGAGAUCCAGACGCUGAAGAAUCAGACAGGUGGUCCUCGAGACACCCCGGAUGCUGCAGAGCGGGAGGAGACCCAACAGAAGGUGCAGGACCUGGAGACACGCAACGCAGAGUUGGAGCACCAGCUGCGGGCCACGGAGCGCAGCCUGGAGGAAGCGCGAGCCGAGAGGGAGCGGGCGCGGGCAGAGGUGGGCCGGGCCGCACAGCUGCUGGACGUCAGGCUGUUUGAGCUGAGCGAACUUCGAGAAGGCCUGGCCCGCCUGGCAGAGGCUGCGCCCUGAGCGGGAGGGAGCUGGGCCCUCAGGACCGGUUCUAGGAAUGAUUCCCACCCGGGUGUGGGCUGGGGCCGCAGGCGGCACAGUCGGGCCUGUUGGCCCUGGCAGGGACCAGGGAGCCUGACAGCCUGGGGUGGGCCUGGCCACAGCCAGUCACAGCUUGGGCCUGUUUUUGAGCUUUCCAUUGUGUAGAAUUUCUAGGACCCGCGGGCAUGUGCUGGUGCCCUGAUUACAUUUCUAAGUGUGA